CCAAUUGUUUUCGAAUUGAGAAAAGCGAUGACGAUUUUCCUCUGGUCCAACAGUUAUGGGGUCCAACUUCGCCGGCCGUCGCCACAUCACCGCUUCCCCCCAAGCUGCAGCAAUCGCACAGCUUCAUCGGAUUUUUCUUCUCCGGAAAACUCCUUCACGGGAGAGACAGAGAUUUGAAAGAGCUGGCUUAAGCAGUUCCUCGCACUUCCACCCAUGUCUUUGCAUUCAUUUUCGCUUUCUCUCUCGUUGUCGUCACUCUCAUCAGCUCUUUCAAAGUCGGCGAUAACCUCGCACGAGGCUUCAUUGAGGAGGAAGCAUUUGGAUCAAUUAUACGUCCAGUUAAUUGUGUCUGGACUACACAAGUGUGGUUUCUUGAUAAUCAAAUUUGUCAAUUCAUGUUUGCAUUUUGGAGAUGUUAACUAUGCACACAAGGCUUUUCGUGAAGUCGUAGAACCAGAUAUUUUGUUGUGGAAUGCCAUCAUAAAGGGUUACACUCAGAAGAAUAUUGCUGGAGGUGCUAUCAGAAUGUAUAUGGAUAUGCAAAUGUCACCGGUGUACCCGAAUUGCUUCACAUUUUUGUAUGUGCUUAAAGCAUGUGAUGGAAUGUCAGUCGAAGGAAUAGGUAAACAGAUGCAUGGUCAGACAUUUAAAUAUGGCUUUGGAUCAAAUGUUUUUGUGCAGAAUAGUCUUGUGUCAAUGUAUGCUAAAUUUGGUCAAACCUCAUCUGCUAGGAUCGUGUUUGAUAAGUUGCAUGAUAGAACUGUUGUUUCGUGGACUUCCAUCAUUUCGGGGUAUGUUCAGAAUGGUGAUCCCGUGGAAGCAUUGAAAAUUUUCAAAGAAAUGAGACAAUGUAAUGUAAAGCUUGAUUGGAUUGUCCUUGUUAGUGUCAUGACAGCUUAUACGGACGUGGAAGAUUUGGGACAAGGAAAGUCCAUUCAUGGUUUAGUGACUAAAUUGGGUCUAGAAUUUGAACCCGACAUAGUGAUAUCACUGACUACUAUGUAUGCAAAACAUGGACUGGUGGAAAUUGCCAGAUUUUUCUUUAAUCAGAUGGAAAAACCGAAUUUAAUUUUAUGGAAUGCUAUGAUUUCUGGCUAUGCAAAAAAUGGAUAUGGUGAAGAAGCAAUCAAGCUAUUCCACGAGAUGAUUUCCAAGAAUAUCAGGGUUGAUUCUGUUACUGUGAGGUCUGCUAUUCUAGCUGGUGCCCAAGUCGGGUCUCUUAAACUAGCAAGAUGGUUGGAUGAUUAUAUCUCUGAGAGUGAGUACAGAGACGAUACUUUUGUAAACACGUCCCUUGUAGAUAUGUAUGCAAAAUGUGGAAGCAUAUAUUUUGCUCGUUGUGUUUUUGAUAGAAUGGUCGUUAAAGACGUUGUCUUAUGGAGUGCAAUGAUUAUGGGGUAUGGAUUACAUGGUCAUGGACAAGAAGCCAUCAACCAUUACAAUGAAAUGAAGCAAGCUGGAGUUUGUCCAAACGACGUUACUUUUGUUGGUCUCCUCACAGCUUGCAAAAAUUCAGGUCUUGUAAAAGAGGGAUGGGAGCUUUUCCACCAGAUGCAAGACUACGGGAUUGAACCACAUCACCAGCAUUACUCUUGCGUGGUCGAUCUUCUAGGACGUGCAGGCUAUUUGAAUCAAGCUUACGAUUUCAUCAUGAGCAUGCCAGUUAAACCUGGAGUUAGUGUUUGGGGGGCUCUUCUGAGUGCUUGCAAGAUCCAUCGCGAAGUAAGGUUGGGAGAAAUUGCUGCAGAACAACUUUUCAUAUUAGAUCCAUAUAAUGCAGGGUAUCAUGUGCAACUCUCAAACCUCUAUGCUUCUGCACAUUUAUGGACUCAUGUGGCGAAUGUUCGAUUAAUGAUGACACAGAAAGGAUUGAACAAGGACCUUGGUCAUAGUUCUAUCAAGAUCAACGGAAAUCUCGAAACGUUUCAUGUUGGGGAUAGAUCACAUCCCAGAUCAAAGGAAAUUUUUGAAGAGCUUGAUAGAUUAGAGAAAAGAUUAAAAGCAGCUGGUUAUGUUCCUCAUAUGGAAUCUGUUCUACAUGACUUGAAUCAUGAGGAGAUUGAGGAAACUCUUUGUAAUCACAGUGAGAGGCUAGCAGUUGCUUAUGGUAUAAUCAGUACUGCUCCUGGAACUACACUUAGAAUUACCAAGAAUCUCCGGGCAUGCGUUAAUUGUCAUUCGGCAAUAAAGCUUAUAUCGAAGCUUGUCGAUAGGGAAAUAAUUAUUCGAGAUGCGAAACGUUUUCACCAUUUCAAAGAUGGAGUUUGUUCAUGUGGAGAUUUUUGGUGAAGCCUGGUGUUGGUAUUUAUAUUUUCUUCAACUUUACACGUACUGAAUUUACUGAUUUCCAUAUUGGCCUAUGGCUCUCUGCUAACCUGCCUUGAGUUUAAUGUGAAAGGAAGGAAAAUCCAAAUUUUCUGUAAAAUGGUAUUAAUUUACAAGCUAA
Molecule: messenger RNA, 2446 nt
Organism: Benincasa hispida (wax gourd)
Lineage: Eukaryota; Viridiplantae; Streptophyta; Magnoliopsida; Cucurbitales; Cucurbitaceae
Gene: MEF22
Product: mitochondrial editing factor 22
Biological process (GO): RNA modification
Molecular function (GO): zinc ion binding; protein binding; RNA binding
Source: RefSeq, a predicted model, not a curated record